AUGCUUACGGCAAUUCUGAGGAAGGGAAAAUCUUUAAGUCUUAUUUGUGGGGCUCCUUCCUGGCUCUGUGAAUUUGAGCAGAGGAAACAUCAGGAAGAGGCACGUCUCCUUGAAACUGGAACUGUCCCCUUGAGUGACGGGAAGGAGCAGCCCCUGUCUCUCUCAUCGUCCUGCAAAGAGACCCCAGACACCCCGAGGCCUGCAGGAGAGCCUGACUGGGUGACUCAGUUUGUGCAGAAGAGAGAAGAAAGGGACCUGGUGGACCGUAUGAAGGAGGAACAGGUCAGGAGGAAGAAGCGAGAGGAGCGCCUGCGGCAGAUUCGGCACAAUGCGCAGCUCAAGUAUGCAGCCAAGCGCUUGAGACAAGAGGAAGAAGAGAUGGAGCGUCUCCUCUGCCUCAGCAGGGAGAUGCUAGCGGUGGGAGCAGAGGCCGAGCCUUGGGAGCCGCUGGUGUCUGGGGAGGAGGAGCUGGUCCUCGCUGAGUAUGAGAGUGAUGAGGAGAAGGGAGCAGCUCGCGGAGUGGACGCGGAUAAGGAUGACCCAGAGGAAGAACAUAUAACUAAGAUUUACUACUGCAGUCGGACACACUCCCAGCUGGCUCAGUUUGUGCACGAGGUACGGAGGAGCCCCUUUGGCAAGGACACCCGGCUCGUCUCCCUCGGCUCUCGGCAGAAUCUUUGUAUAAACGAUGAUGUGACCCUGGGUUCUGCGCAGCUCAUCAAUGACCGCUGCGUGGAGAUGCAGAGAAGCAAACAUGGUAAGAGGAACAGAGCUGAGGAAGAGAAGCCCAAGAGGAGAAGGCAGGAGCACUGGGCCGCAUGCCCCUUCUAUGGCUACGAGCAGCUGCAGCUCCUCCGAGACCAGGUCCUGGUGGGGGUGAAGGACACUGAGCAGUUGGUGACACUGGGGAAGGAGGCUCGGGCCUGUCCCUAUUACAGGAGCCAGUUUGCCAUUCCAGCAGCCCAGCUCAUGGUGCUGCCCUACCAGAUGCUGCUGCAUGUGGCCACCCGCCAGGCUGUGGGCAUCUGGCUACAGGGCCAGGUGGUGUUCAUCGACGAGGCGCACAACCUGAUCGACACCAUCAUGGGCAUCCACAGUGCAGAGGUCAGCGGUUCCCAGCUCUGCCAGGCCCAUUCCCAGUUGCUCCAGUAUAUGGAACGAUAUGGGAAGCGUCUGAAGGCCAAGAAUUUGAUGUACAUCAAACAGAUCCUCCUGUUGGAGAAGGUUGUGACUGUGUUGUGUGGGAACAUUAAGCAAAAUUCCAACACACAGAGCCUUUCACAGACAGGGACAGAGAUGAAGACCAUCAAUGACUUCCUCUUUGAGAACCAGAUCGACAACAUCAACCUGUUCAAGGUGCGGCGCUACUGUGAGAGGAGCAUGAUCAGCAGAAAGCUCUUCGGCUUCACAGAAAGGUAUGGCGCAGUCCUCACACCCUCCAGGGAGCAGCCCAGACUGCCUGGGUUAGCACUUCUGCAGACCCUGCAGCCCACAGUGGCCGAGACUCCUGUGAGCCCUGUGGAGGAGGGCGAGGCCAGGCUGCCACGGCCAGCUUCCCCGCUGAUGCACAUCGAACCCUUCUUAGCAGCCCUCACCACUGCCAACCAGGAUGGCAGGGUCAUCCUGUACUGCCAAGGAAGUCUUUGUCAGAGUAGCCUCAAAUUCUUGCUCCUGAAUCCAGCCAUACACUUUGCCCAGGUGGUGAAGGAAUGCCGGGCCGUGGUCAUCGUGGGGGGCACUGUGCAGCCGGUGUCUGACUUGCGGGAGCAGCUGCUGGCCUGUGCUGGGGUGGAAGCUGAGCGAGUGGUGGAGUUUUCCUGUGGUCAUGUGAUCCCACCAGACAAUAUCUUGCCCCUGGUCAUCUGCAGCGGCCCCUCCAGCCAGCAGCUGGAGUUCACAUACCAGAAGAGAGAGCUGCCGCAGAUGAUGGAGGAGACUGGUCGCAUUCUCUGUAACCUGUGCACUGUGGUCCCUGGAGGGGUGGUCUGUUUCUUCCCCUCCUAUGAGUACCAAUGCCAGGUCUAUGCCCACUGGGAUAAGAGUGGGCUGCUCUCCCGCCUGGCUGUCAGGAAAAAGGUAUUUCAGGAACCCAAGAAAGCAAACCAGGUGGAACAGGUGCUGGCGGAGUAUUCCAGGUGCAUUAAGUGUUGUGGCCAGGCGGGAGGCACGGUGACAGGUGCUCUGCUCCUCUCUGUGGUUGGAGGAAAGAUGAGUGAAGGUAUUAAAUUCUCUGACAACCUUGGCCGGUGUGUGGUUAUGGUAGGCAUGCCCUACCCAAACGUCAGGUCACCAGAGCUGCAGGAGAAGAUGGCCUACCUGGGCCAGACCCUGCCCAGAGGCCCAGGUCAGCCACCACCAGGCAAGGCUUUGGUGGAGAAUCUGUGUGUGAAGGCUGUCAACCAAUCUAUAGGCAGGGCCAUCAGGCACCAGAAGGAUUUUGCCAGCAUAGUGCUUCUGGAUCAGCGGUAUGCCCGCCCACCUAUCCUGGGAAAGCUGCCAGCCUGGAUCCGAGACCGUGUAGAGGUCAAAGCCACCUUUGGUCCUGCCUUUGCUGCUAUGAGGAAGGUCAGUCCUGCCUUUCCCUCUCUCCGAAAGCCCCCCACCUCUCUGGCUGGAGGAGAGCACAAGGGCUCCCCGCCCCCAGCCACUUGGCCUCAGAAGCGGCUACCUCACUCCUUGAAGAAGGUCCAGGUGCAGGUCUGGGACAGUCCUCCAUGGUCCCCGUUCCUGCAUGGGCAGCAGGGGUCAAGAGACCCACAGGCCAGGCAUCUCAUCCUGGUUGUGUCCAUGUGA
Molecule: messenger RNA, 2793 nt
Organism: Mustela erminea (ermine)
Lineage: Eukaryota; Metazoa; Chordata; Mammalia; Carnivora; Mustelidae
Product: putative ATP-dependent RNA helicase DDX11-like protein 8
Biological process (GO): establishment of sister chromatid cohesion; nucleobase-containing compound metabolic process
Cellular component (GO): nucleus
Molecular function (GO): DNA binding; DNA helicase activity; hydrolase activity, acting on acid anhydrides, in phosphorus-containing anhydrides
Source: RefSeq, a predicted model, not a curated record